AUGAAAGACGACAACGACCCCAUCGCCGUCUGCACCGACCUCCUCCGUUCUCUCUCCUCGGAAAUCCCGCUCAUCCAGAUUUUCAAGGGCAAAUGGGCCUUAAUCCAGUCCAAGCUCACCGACCUCCAGGCCCAGCUCACCGACUUCUCCGACUUCCCCACCGCCAAAACCAACUCUCUCUCCCUCGACCUCCUCCACUCCGUCGCCUACACCCUCCGCGACGCCGUCACCCUCGCCCGCCGCUGCCAUGCCGCGAAUUCGUCGGAGGGGAAGCUCCGGACUCAGAGCGACGUCGAUUCCGUCCUCGCCAAGCUCGAUCUCCACCUCCGCGACGGCGAGAUUCUCUUCAAGAGCGGCGUCCUCCACGACACCGCCGGCUUCAGCUCCUCCUCGAAGCGCGAGACCGUACGCGCCGAGUGCCGGAACCUCGUCACGCGCCUCCAAAUCGGCGGCGCCGAGUCGCGUGGCUCCGCCAUGGAGGCGCUGCUGGCGCUUCUCCAGGAGGACGACAAGAAUGUCAUGAUCGCCGUCGCGCAGGGGAUCGUUCCGGUGCUGGUGAAGCUUCUCGAUUCGAGCGGUUACGAGAUGAAGGAGAACGCCGUGGCGGCGGUUUCGAUGGUGGCGAUGGUGGAGAGCAGCAGGAAUGUUCUGGCUGCCGAGGGGCUGCUGCUGCUGAAUCACUUGCUGAGGGUUCUGGACUCCGGGAGUGGCUUCGCCAAGGAGAAGGCCUGCGUGGCGCUUCAAGCUUUGAGCUUUUCCAAGGACAAUGCCAGAGCUAUUUCCAGAGGCGGCGUUUCAUUGCUCCUGGAUAUCUGCCAGGACGGCACGCCGGGAUCGCAAGCCUCGGCGGCCGGUGUGCUGAGGAAUUUGGCUGCUUUUGCUGAGAAUAAGGAGAAUUUUAUUGAGGAGAAUGGAGUUGGAGUUCUGUUGGGGCUGGCGAGUUCCGGGACGGCUUUAGCGCAGGAGAAUGCGAUUGGAUGUUUGAGUCAUUUGGUAUCCGAUAGCGAAAGCCAGAAGGUUUUGGUAUUUAGGGAGGGCGGGAUUACAUGCUUGAAGAAUUUCUUGGACUCCGGGUGUGGUAAUAAUCGAAGUCUUGAGGCUGCGGUGGAGUUGCUGACGCACCUGGCUUCUUGCUCUCUAAUUGCGGAAGCUAUUGUGGCGGAGGGGUUUGUGACUAAGAUUGUUGAGGUGAUGAAUUGUGGUGUGUUGGGGGUGAGGAUUCAGGCGGCUAAGGCGGUUUACGAGCUGGGGUUCUGCUCGAGAACUAGGAAGGAGAUGGGGGAACGUGGCUGCAUUCCGCCUCUGGUGAAGAUGUUGGAUGGCAAAGCAGUGGAAGAGAAGGAAGCCGCUGCGAAGGCCUUGUCGGCAUUGUUGCUUUAUGCUGACAAUAGGAAGAUUUUUAGGAAAACUGAAGGGGCGAUUUUGAGUACAGUUCAGCUCUUAAACCCUUCUUUGAAGAAGUUGGAUAAGAAGUACCCUGUUGCUGUGUUAGCGGCACUUGUGCAUUCGAAGAAGUGCAAGAAGCAAAUGGUGGCUGCCGGUGCAUGUGUACAUUUGCAGAAACUGCUUGAUUUGGAAGUAGAGGGGUCUCAAAAGCUCUUGGAAAGCCUUUGUCGUAGUAAAAUUUGGGGUGUUUUUACCAGAUCUUAACAAUCGAAGACAACGUCCAAGUGACGCAUACCAAGUAUAGGUACACAUGAAGAUGAUUCAUUGAUCUGUCUGUACAAUAGUUGUGAUUACUGUUGAUUUUGGUUUUUGAUUUUCUCCCUUGUUUAUAAUUUGUGCUUAUUUAUGUCUAGGAAUUACAUUUUGUUAGUUUAGUUGUAUGAUGUAUCUAGGUUUGGUGACCUAACUGGAUAGGCAUUCUAAGUUUUCUGAACCAAAAGUCAAUAAUUGAUAUUGCUGCCUAAUUUAUGGGUUCAUGCUUCAAACUGCUCUUGUACACAUUUGGAAUUUGAGUUAGGUGUUCAAAUUCCAUUUCUUUGUAGACUUUCACUGCAAUGGUUAGUUCUUCAUUGUUGAUCAAACCUUUAUCUUUGUAUGAGUUUUGCUUAUCUCGGCAAAUCCAGUAUAUGAAUACCUAUUGUGUCCAAUUUCUGAGUUUUGUUCAAGCACAAAACCAUGAGAUUGUAUUAUUUGGUAGUUAGGACUUGGAGGUUCUUCUCAAUAAUACAGAACAAAGGUGGGCCAGAAGCAUGUGCUUGAUUAUUUG
Molecule: messenger RNA, 2212 nt
Organism: Fragaria vesca subsp. vesca
Lineage: Eukaryota; Viridiplantae; Streptophyta; Magnoliopsida; Rosales; Rosaceae
Product: ARMADILLO BTB ARABIDOPSIS PROTEIN 1-like
Exons: 1
Coding region: 1-1650 (549 amino acids)
Molecular function (GO): protein binding
Source: RefSeq, a predicted model, not a curated record